GGCACAAACAUCAAGACCAACACGUGGACAUCGAGGAACCGUCGAGGAAAUAACUUGAAUAAAACAUCGGUGUCGGCUUGCAUGUACCAUGUUUGAAGCACAGAACAUUGAAGUCAAUGUAAACAGAGUGUGUGUGCCUGUCAUGUCAGUGUUCCAUGACGAUGACAGAGAGAACCCCGUGACUGUGAAGCAGAAAUGUGAGAGACUUCAGGAGUUAUCACGUGCCCAUAUCCCAUGUUUAGUUGGGACCAUGGAGAGUCUAAGUGAGGAAAUUUCCCAUCUACCUUUGCUGCAGAGACACAGCAGCUCUGUGCAGAGCAGCCGUGAAAAUACGAAAGGCCCCCUGGAGUCUACAGCUAAAGGCAAGUAUGAAGAAGCAUUUGGCAUUAAUACUUCACCCAAAGACAUACCUAAGAUGGUGGAGUUGUACCAGUGUCCACAGUUUAAUGAUGUUCCAGUACCUCUGCCACACAAUACUGCAUACAGAGCCAUCGUCGCACGUGUCAUACAGGCACAGCGCCACCUAGUGCACAAGCCCAGCUUAAAGGCUGUCUUCCAUAACAUUCUCUCUUCCCCCAAUGUGGAAAGCUUCGUCAUCAAUUCGUUUUGGUGGCUCUUCCUGGAGAACUUUCAGCCCGACAGGAAAGCACAGGAUCGACUGUUUGGCUGGAUUGCAGAGAAUUACAUCAGCAUUCUGACCCAGCGCUUGUCCUCUAACAGUGGCACCAUCUUUCUUCAGGAUUUUCCCAGCAUACUGAGUCAGAUGCUGUUCUGCUGCUUCUCCUGCUGCUUUCCUCAGUCCUGCUGUUUCCGUGAUCCAGCUUUCCUUACAGCUCUGUGCUCCACUGCCUACCAGUGGACCGGAGGGCUCUGUCCUGCUCCUGAAGUCUAUAAGCAAUGGGACUUUGAAGCUCUGGAGGCAAAUGAGACCAGGAACAUUUUACAAAGAGAAAAAAAGAAGAAGGAGAAUGACACAUCGCUAAGUUCUAUCAACAGUGUGUUUUCUAGCAUCUUCUUAAUUGAACCCUCCAGCAGCCUCACAGCUGUAAAAAAGAAAAGAAUGAAGAGUCCGUGUGAGGUGAGUCAGGACAAUGUGUUGUAUUCCAAUAACAAGAUCACAACUUCGAGCCGCAGAAGCACCAGAGAAGAGAAAGCAGCUUCACAAAACAACCCAGGCUCCGAGCUAAAAGCUGACCACAAGAACAACACAUCAGCCCGAGAGUCUCAUGCAGUGGAUGGACACAUUGAGGUGAAGCAGUGUCUGUUUAAUGUGUGGGGAAACUCUCCUCUGAUGCAGCACUACAUGAACACAAUGCAACUGCAGAGCAAUGUGGGUUAUAACGUUCUAGUCAGGAGAACCCAAAUCCAAGCGCUGCCUCAGGCAGACUCACCUACUUUCCGAGAUGUUCUGAGGCAGACACGUCAGCGUUCCUCCUGCCAGCGGAGGGAACUGCGCGCUCUCUGGGAACAACAUGCUCAGGAAAUAAGCAGCAUGCAGCAGAAACGGGAAGACGAACAAAAUCAGCUUAUCAGAAAGCAAAAGAAAAUCCUGUCUCAAAGAAGUGUGGUACAUAAACUUUGUCAGCUGCUAGUGCCUCCAUUCAAGGGUGAAGAGGAAAGCAAAACACGCUCUGAGAAGUUGCUUGCAUUUCGCACCAUAAUAGCUGGAUUUGAAUAAAAUAUGUUUCAUCCACAGCAUCUAAUGCAUACACAUCACACUGGAUAAGCUCUUUGAAG
Molecule: messenger RNA, 1737 nt
Organism: Hemibagrus wyckioides
Lineage: Eukaryota; Metazoa; Chordata; Actinopteri; Siluriformes; Bagridae
Product: protein FAM227A-like
Exons: 16
Coding region: 89-1678 (529 amino acids)
Source: RefSeq, a predicted model, not a curated record